Paramecium primaurelia is the source of this 6425-nucleotide messenger RNA. The record is from the annotation of a GenBank genome assembly. Lineage: Eukaryota; Ciliophora; Oligohymenophorea; Peniculida; Parameciidae.
AUGCCAUUGACAGGAAUUAAUUCCAAAAAGUAGAGUUACUUAUUUCAAUUUUAAAAUAAAGGUUGGCAUGAAUCAUUAUACGUUUCAUAAAGUUAAAAUUAAAUUUAAUGGGUUCCCUUAAAGUUUAAAUAGCUUAUAGAGAAUAAACAGGAUUUUUUUUUUAAAGAACAUUUCAUAAAGAAAUCAUUUUAUGAAAAAUUAUCAAAUUAAUUACAUUAUGAAGAUAUUGGGAAUUAAAAUAAGUAUAAAUUAAUAUAAUUUUUGGAUUUUGAAUCUGUGGGUCAAAUUUUAGAUUUACUUUAAAAAUCUUAAUAAUUUAAAAUUAAACUAUCAAAUUAGGAAAGAUAAAUUGUGACUACAAAGAAUAAUGCAUUAGUUAUUGGUAGAAGUGGAACAGGAAAAACAACUAGCAUUGUCUUAAGAAUAUUUGCUACAGAAAUGUUAGUCAAAGUAAGAAGUAAAUUACUUGGUUAAAAAAGAAUAUAAUUUUUGUAGGAUUAUUAAGGAAAAGAUGUUUAAAUUCAUUCACUAUUUUCAACAGCAAAUAGAUUUUUAGUUUUGGAAGUGGAAAAAUAUUAUCAUAAAUUAGAAAGAUAAGCUCAAGAUGCUAUAAAUAAUCAUAGAGAAUCUAAAACAUUUAAUUUAGAUGAAUCAUUGUAAUUUAAUAUAUUUAUUAAAUUAGUGUCUCAAUUAAUGAAAGUGUUAUCUCAAAUUAUGAAUAUGAUGUACUAGAUUUUAUUUUACAAGAAGAAAAAUUCCAAUAGUCCAAGAAUAAUAAGAAUAAUGAAAUAUCUUAAAUAGAAUAAUAAAAAUUGAAUGAAACAUCAUUUUUAUUAACCAAAUUUCCUAGUUUUUUAUCAACAGAAUAGCUUUUAAUUUUGUUAGAUUAACAAUCUUUAAAUCCUUUUUUCUCUAUUGAAAAAAUUAAAAAAUUUCGACAAAAGCAUAGUAAUAAAAUUGGAUUCUAAGAUUUUAAUGGAAUAAAUCUAGAUGAAUGGUUUCCUUAAACUAAUAAUGUUUAAUAUUAAUCGUUUUCCUCAAAUAAAAUACUUGCAAAAUAAGAUGUAAUGGUACCUGAAGUUGAUUUUAUGUUAUUUUAUUUAUAAUUUUGGCCUUAAGUAUGUGGAAGAGGAAGAAACAAUUUUGAUAACAUAGCUCUUCCAUCAUUAAUAUGGACAUAGAUUUAUUCAUACAUUAAAGGCUCUUAAUAUUCUUAUAUAUAUCCAAAUAAAUGUCUACCUUUUCAGUUGUAUAAAGAAAGAGUUGAAAAUUAUUUGAGUGAAACAUAGAUAAUAGAAAUUUAUGAUUGUUUCUUAAAAUAUGAGAUUUGGAAGGAAAAAGAACAAUAUAUAGAUCAAUUAGACCUGAUCAAUUCAUUAUUACUUAAUUUAGAAUAAAAUUAAUUAAAUCGAUUUCCUAUUCACUAUUCUUAUAUAGAUGAAGUAUAAGAUUUACCUUCUGCUAUGAUUGAGCNAUUUUAAGUUUAAAAUAAAAUUUGGCCUGAAUCAUUAUAUUUUUAAUAAAGUUAGAAUUUAAUUUAAUGGAUUCCUUUAAAAUUUAAAUAACUUAUAGAAAAUAAAUCGGAUCUCUUAUUUAAAGGAUAGUUUAUAAAGAAAUCUUAUUAUGAAAAGUUAUAAAAUUAAUUUCAUUAUGAAUAGAUUGGAAAUUAAAAUAAGUAUAAAUUAAUAUAAUUUGUUGAUUUUGAAUCUGUAGGCAAAAUUUUAGAUUUAUUGUAAAGAUCUUAAUAAUUUAAAAUAAAACUAUCGGAUUAGGAAAGAUAAAUUGUUACUACAAAGAAUAAUGCAUUAGUUAUUGGUAGAAGUGGAACAGGAAAAACAACUAGUACUGUAUUAAGAAUAUUUGCUACAGAAAUGUUAGUAAAAGUAAGAAGCAAACUACUUGGUUAAAAAAGAAUAUAAUUUUUGUAAGAUUAUUAAGGAAAAGAAGUUUAAAUUCAUUCCUUAUUUUCAACUGCUAAUAAGUAUUUAGUAUAAGAAGUAGAAAAGUAUUAUCAUAAAUUAGAAAAAUAAGCUUAAGAAAUUAUAAAUAGUCAUAGAGAUUCAAAGACUUUUAAUUUAGAUGAAUCAUUGUAAUUUAAAACAUUUAAUAAAUUAGUGUUUCAAUUAAUGAAAGUGUCAUAUCAAACUAUGAAUCUGAUAUAUUAGAUUUUGUUUCACUUUAGCCAGAGGAAUAAUGCCCAUAUAAUCAAAAUAGAGGAAUUCAUUAAUAAGAUAAACAAAAUUUGAAUGAAUAAUCAUUGUAAUAAACUAAGUUUCCUUGUUUUUUAUCAACAGAAUAGCUUCUAAUUCUUUUAGAUAAAACAUCAUAAAAUCCAUUUUUCUCAAUCGAAAAAAUUAAUAAAUUUAGAUUAAAACACAGUAACAAAAUUGGAUUCUAAGAUUUUAAUGGAAUAAAUUUAGAUGAAUGGUUUCCUUAAAAUAAAAAUGUUUAAUCUUAAUCCUCUUUUUCAAAUGAUAUUCAACAUAAAUAAGAUAUCAUUUUACCUGAAGUUGAUUUUAUGUUAUUUUAUUUAUAAUUUUGGCCUUAGGUUUGUGGAAGAGGAAGAAACAAUUUUGAUAAUACUGCUCUUCCAUCAUUAAUAUGGACAUAGAUUUACUCAUAUAUAAAAGGUUCUUAAUAUUCAUAUAUUUACCCUAAUAGAUGUCUUCCUUUUCAUUUAUAUAAAGAAAGAGUUGGAAAUUAUUUAAGUGAAACAUAGAUGAUAGAAAUUUAUGAUUGCUUUUUAAAAUAUGAAAUUUGGAAAGAAAAAGAAUAAUAUAUAGAUCAAUUAGAUCUGAUUAAUCAAUUAUUAAUUAAUAUAGAAUAAAAUGAAUUAAUUCGAUUUCCUUUUCACUAUUCUUAUAUUGAUGAAGUGUAAGAUUUACCUUAAGCUAUGAUUGAACUAUUUUGUAAAAUAACAGAAUAAGGAAUAAUAUUUUGUGGUGAUUCAGCUUAAAGUAUUCUGAAGGGAGUAGGAUUUAGAUUUUCUGAUUUAUAAACUAUUUUUAAAACUUCAAAAAAGAUAGGGUCUAAUCAAUUAGAGAAAUUUUAAGUUUAUUAAUUAACCAAAAAUUUUAGAUCUCAUAAUAAUAUACUAUAAUUGGCAAAUUGUAUAAUUAUAAUACUUGAACUUUUAUUUCCUAAUAGUUUGGAUCACUUAUAAAAAGAAAUUUCUAAUCUAAAAGGUCCAAAACCUGUUAUUAUUUCAAAAAAUGAUCCUGCCUUAAUUUGUUUUUAUUUAAAUUAAUAUUAUGAUGCUGAAGAACAAUGUGAAAUAGAGUUUGGAUAUAAUCAAGUUAUAAUUGUUAAAAAUGAAGAAGCUAAAGAAACUCUUCCAUAAUACUUUAAAGCAGCUAGAGUACUUACAACUUACCAAACCAAAGGAUUAGAAUUUGAUGAUGUUAUUCUAUAUAAUUGUUUCAGUUCUGAUCCAAUUCCAGAAUAAUAAUGGGCCUUUUUAUCAUGUAUAGAUGUAGAUGAAUCAUAUAUUGACAAGCAAGUAUAUGAAGAAUCAAUAACAAGUAUAAAUAUAUAAAUAUAAUAGAAUUUGACGAUUAAAACAAUAAUUAUGAUAUAUAAUUAACUGAAGAUGGAUAAUAAGUUAUUUAAAAAAAAUUAAACUUAAAUUAAAGAUAUGACAAAAAGAAAAUAAAUUAUUAUUCAACCCUCUGUAAUGAGUUGAAAAUGUUAUAUGUUUGUAUUACUAGGGCUAAAAAGAGAGUUGUUAUAUAUGACGAUGACCCUUAAUAGAGAUUUCAUCUUGAAAAGAUUCUAAAGCAAUAUUAAGUUUGCGAUUUUAUAAGUAAUUAUGAUUAUCAAAUACCAUAAAAAAAGAAGUAGUUUAUUAUUUAGCAUCAAGUUUAAUAAUAGGAAAAUUAAUAAGAAUAUCAAAAAAGUUUGCCAAAAAUUUUAGACGAUGAGGAAAAAUAAAUGUGGGAAUCAUAAGGUUAACUUAUGUUUUAAAAAAAACUUUAUGAUGAAGCUGAAAAGUGUUUUAAGAAAUGUAAAAAUGAGAGAAUGGCUAUAUUAUCCAAAGCUUUCAUAUUUGCAACUAAAGGAUCUUAAAAAUUAGCUAAUUUUAAAUCGCAUAAAUUCUUAUUUAAAAAGAAAGGAACUUUGGAUUUAAAAAAAAAAAUGGAUGAAUUAGAAUUAUAACUAAAAUAAGAUUUUUAAUAAGCAAUCAUAUCUUUUUUAGAUCCUAAAGUUAAUGAUUUGAUAUAAACUGCUCAUUGUUAUUACUCAGGUAGGAUGUACAAAGAGAGCACUAUUUUGUAUUUAAAUUUAGAAUUAUAUCCCUAAGCAGCAAAAAGUGCAUAUAAGUUAAAAUAAAUUCCACUAGCAAUUAUUAUAUAUUAUCAUUUAAAUGAUCAUAUAAAUCUACUAAAAUUGCUAUCAAAUUAUUAAUAAUUAGACUUCCAAUAUGGGUUUUUCAAAUAUGAAUUCCUAAAAGAAUGUCUUUCUAAAGGCCUUAUAAAUAAAAAUGAAGUUAAAUAACAUCUAUUAGAUUUAUUUUAAGAUAAUUAACAAAAUAUUUUUCAUUUAUUAGUCUAGAAAUCAAAAAAUAUCGGUAAUACUAUAAUAAAUUAAAAUCGUUUUAUAUAAAAAUAUUUUUUAAAAGACAUAUUAGAUUAAGUUCCAAUACUAAACUUAUUUAGUUAUGAAAUAAAAAAUAUCCUUAAUUCUUAAAUUUAUAUCUAAGAUGAUUUAGAAGAGAUGGUAUAUACAGAAUUUCAAAUAUUUUGGGAACUUUAUUAUGAGAUAUUAGAUUCACAAAUGAUAAUCAAUCCAUAUUCAAAAUAAGAAAUCUUUUUGAUUAUUAAAUCAGAAUAAAGGAUACAUAAAAAUUAAUUAUUAAAAUAGUUUUUGAUUGAAGUUUUAGAGUAAUUAAAUUAACAUUAAGUAAUAAUAACUUUAUAUCCAGAAUAAUACUUAUAUUAUUAGAAUUUCGAUCAAAAAAAGUAACUUUAGGUAUCUCUUAUUGUUAAUCCAGGGGAUUAGAAUAUCUGCUAACACUUUUUAAGCAAUUAGAUGUCAAUUUUAUAGUUAUUAUUUUUAGAUGAAAUUGAUGUAUUAAGAAACACUAUUAUACACUAAAAUCAAGAGCAAAAGUUUUUCUAUCAAGAACUUAAUUAUUUAUUAUUAAGAAGGGAAUAACUUUUACUCAUUAAAGACAAAAAUUUAUUCCUUAUUAAGAGUUAUUAUAUACUCAGCUUAUAUUCUUAAAAUUUCAAAAAUUAUUAAAAUUAUUCAAAGCAUUGUUAGAAAUAUAAUUACCAACAGUAUUUGUAAUAAUAUGCUAAUUUACAUUUUCCAUAGGAAUUCAAAUUUUUUUUUAAACUUCACCUGAUUAUUGAAAGUGAUAAUGAUUUAAAACAGAAAGAUUUAUCAUAGUUAUUUAAUUAAAACAAUUAGAAACAAUAAUUUAUGAUUAUUUUACAUUUUUUUCAUAAUUACUAUUAGAAAUUUCAUGAUAAAAUCAUCAAAAAAUUAAAUUUUGAAUAGCUUUUAUUUUUAGGAAAAUUUUUACUUAUGGUAGUUCAUCUAUUUCAAAUUGAUUAUCAAGAUAAUUAGUAUAAUUAAGAUGUAUUUUUAUCUAUUUGUUCAAUAUUUGGAGUUUAUUGUUCUAGAUCAAAGUUUCUUAAUAUAUUUGGAUCAAGUAUGAUAUUUAAUAUUUUGAUUGAUGAUAAAUAAAGAUUAACUGUUUAAGAAAACUUUUAAAUUGAAUAAAAAAUUUAAAGCUAAAUCAAAUGGAAGGUAAAUUAAAUACCUUUUCUUGAAAUUUUAUUCAAUAACAUGAUCUAAAAUAAAGGCUAUGUUAAUAAUAAAUAAUAAUUAUUAUUAUAGAAAAACCCUACUUUUAUAUCCGAUCUAGUAUUCAUAAUUAAUAACAUAUGUCAUGAAAUUAAAAAUUUUGAUAUACCAUAAAAAAUACAUGUUAUUAAUCUAAUUCAAGCUAUACAAAUCUUAGAUUCAUUAAAAAUAUAAGUUCCGUAAUGUAUUAUUGAAAUAAUAGAAAAAAAAAAUUAUCAAUAUUUAAAAAGUUUAAUUGCUUUUUAUACAUUUUGCAAAAAUUAAAUAUCCACAAAAUCAUUAGAACAUUGGGUGAACUUUCAUAAAAAUAGAAAAUUAUUUGAAUACUAUCAUCCAGAAAUUUUAAAACAUGAGAUUAGUUAAAUAAUCUUGAUUAUGAUUCUUCUUUAAAAUGUUAAUUUAACAUUAAUUAAUAAAAAAGAUGAUUUUUAAGAAAUAAAUCUAAAAUAUUUGGUUCUAAAAAAUAAUUAUUAUAAUGAUGUUCAAUAAAAUGAUACUUAGCAUACAGAUGAAUAAGAUAAUUAAAAAAAAGAAUAAUAAUUUUCAGAAAUAAUGGAUACAGAAUAAAAGUAGGAUUUGAAUUAAGAUGAUAGUUAAGAAUAAAAAAAUUAACU